This is a messenger RNA of Marmota flaviventris (yellow-bellied marmot), 3338 nucleotides long. It is a transcript of the gene Ppp4r4, whose product is annotated as protein phosphatase 4 regulatory subunit 4. Lineage: Eukaryota; Metazoa; Chordata; Mammalia; Rodentia; Sciuridae. Gene Ontology annotation, cellular component: protein serine/threonine phosphatase complex; cytosol. The record is from RefSeq and is a predicted model, not a curated record. Gene Ontology annotation, molecular function: protein phosphatase regulator activity.
CGCGGUCGAGAGCGGGAGAAAGUCCUGCUGGUGGGCGGCGCGGGACUGCGCGCGUCCGGCAUCCCGGGGCCGCUUCGGCCCGGGCGGCGAGGGGUCCGGGCGGUCCAUGCAUCCGCCGCCGCCCGCCGCCGGCGUCGCGAUGGAUUUCGGUCAGAACAGCCUGUUCGGCUACAUGGAGGACCUGCAGGAGCUCACCAUCAUCGAGAGGCCGGUCCGCCGGAGCCUCAAGACACCAGAAGAAAUAGAAAGAUUGACAGUUGAUGAAGACCUCAGUGACAUUGAAAGGGCUGUUUAUCUGCUCAGUGCUGGUCAAGAUAUUCAAGGAACAAGUGUGAUUGCAAAUCUUCCAUUUUUGAUGCGACAGAAUCCUACUGAGACGCUUCGGAGAGUCUUGCCAAAAGUCAGAGAAGCCCUGCAUGUUGCAGGAGUGGAAAUGCAGUUAACGGCUGCGGUAGCAUUUCUGACCAUUCUGCAAGAAGAGUCAGUGUCAGUCCAUACGUAUGCCCACUCCUUUCUCCAAGUCAUUCUCCUGCAUCUGGAGCAAAGGGACACAGGUGUCAGCAACGCAUGGCUGGAAACUCUCCUGGCUGUGAUAGAAGUAUUGCCAAAGGAAACUCUAAGGCACGAGAUUUUGAAUCCACUUGUUUCCAAGGCACAACUUUCCCAAACAGUCCAGUCUCGUUUAGUUAGUUGUAAAAUUUUAGGAAAAUUGGCCAACAAAUUUGAUGCCCAUACUAUUAAAAGAGAAAUACUUCCCCUGGUAAAAUCACUCUGUCAAGAUGUAGAAUAUGAAGUUCGAUCUUGUAUGUGUCGGCAACUAGAAAAUAUAGCUCAGGGCAUUGGGACAGAACUCACAAAAAGUGUGGUGCUCCCUGAAUUAAUAGAACUCUCUAGAGAUGAAGGCAGCAGUGUGCGACUUGCAGCUUUUGAAACUUUGGUUAAUUUACUUGACAUAUUCGAUACAGAUGACAGAAGUCAAACUAUCCUUCCCUUAGUGAAAUCGUUUUGUGAAAAAUCUUUCAAAGCAGAUGAAUCAAUUCUUAUUUCAUUAUCUUUUCAUUUAGGAAAACUAUGCCAUGGACUAUAUGGAAUUCUUACUCCAGAUCAACACUUGAGAUUUUUGGAGUUUUAUAAGAAACUUUGUACAUUGGGUUUGCAACAAGAAAAUGGACACAAUCUGGAAAACCAGAUUCCACCCCAAGUCCUAGAGCAGGAGAAGAAAUAUACUUCAGUACGAAAGAAUUGUGCCUAUAACUUUCCGGCCAUGACUGUUUUUGUUGAUCCUAAGAACUUUCACAUGGAACUCUAUUCUACAUUCUUCUGCCUUUGUCAUGACCCUGAGGUACCAGUCAGAUACACUAUUGCUAUUUGCUUUUAUGAAGUGUCUAAACUUCUGAAUUCUGGUAUAUAUUUAAUACAGAAAGAACUGAUAACAUUAUUACAAGAUGAAUCACUAGAGGUACUAGAUGCUCUUGUAGAACAUCUUCCAGAAAUCUUGGAACUUAUGUCUACUGGUGGAGAAAGCAGUGUUCAAGAAAAUAAGUUGUCCUCUCUGCCUGACUUGAUUCCAGCACUCACAGCUGCUGAGCAGCGAGCUGCAGCCUCUCUGAAAUGGAGAACCCAUGAGAAGCUGCUGCAGAAAUAUGCCUGUCUGCCUCAGAUCAUAUCAAGUGAUCAGAUUUAUUACCGUUUCUUGCAAAGAAUGUUCACCAUCAUGAUGACAAAUAAUGUCUUACCUGUCCAAAAGGCAGCUUCACGAACUCUAUGUGUUUUUCUACGAUAUAACCGUAAACAAGAACAGAGACAUGAGGUCAUUCAAAAAUUAAUUGAACAACUUGGUCAAGGAAAAAGUUACUGGAAUAGGCUUCGAUUUUUGGACACCUGUGAAUUUAUCAUAGAAAUCUUUUCCAAAUCAUUUUUCUGUAAAUAUUUCUUUCUGCCUGCUAUUGAACUGACACAUGAUCCAGUAGCAAAUGUAAGAAUGAAACUUUGCUAUCUGUUACCCAAAGUCAAGUCAACUCUGAAGAUUCCUGCAGAUAAGCAUCUACUUCAGCAGCUAGAAAUGUGUGUGCGAAAACUGCUGUGCCAGGAAAAAGACAAAGAUGUCCUGGCUAUUGUGAAGAGAACUGUACUAGAGUUGGACAGAAUGGAAAUGUCUAUGGAUGCUUUUCAGAAAAAGUUUUAUGAAAAAGAUUUGUUGGAUCAAGAGAAGGAAAGAGAAGAACUACUUCUUUUGGAAAUGGAGCAAUUAGAGAAGGAGAAGCAACAGAAUGAUGGAAGGCCCCUGAGUGACAAGAUCUUUGAUAAGAAACGCAGAGACACUAAGACACUGACGCAAAGUCUGCCCAAGAGCAUCCCCAUCUCUGUUCCUGGACCCUCUUCUAGCACCCCAUCAACAAGCAAAGAAAUCAAGAAAUCCAAAUUGAUUCGAAGCCAGUCUUUUAAUAAUCAAGCUUUUCAUGCAAAAUAUGGCAACUUAGAGAAAAGUGCUAGUAAGAGUUCCACAGCAGCAUAUGCACCCUCUGUCUCAGGGUUAGCAAAGACUGCAGUGCUUUCACUAACUGAUGAUUCAUUCCGGGCUCGUAGUGCCAGUAAUGUUCCACCUUCCUAUUCUCCCAAUCCUGCCUUACCAAGUACCUCCCGUGGGACGAGUAGCACAGCUGAUUCGAAGAACAGUGGGAAUAAAGAUCCACAACCCCGGAAGGCCGUGUCGAAAUCUAGAAAAUCCAACCCUUAAAUCAACUGCAUAAUGAAGGAGGCAGACAGAGACCGCUAGAGAUGACAUGAUCAGUGGGCAAAAGCAGAAGCAGUGGCUGGGACCUCUUUAAGGUGUUUUUGUUUUUGUUUCUGUUUUUAAUGAAAUGGGAAAAGACCCAGAAUGGCAGCUGAUAUUAAACUUACCAUAUUUGGAAUUAGAUCCCUAGGAGGUAUAAUUAAUAGAUAUUUCUUAAAUAAUAAUAAUAAUGUGGUUACAGAAUUCCAAUGUAACAGUGCAAUGUAAUGAAAAAUAACUGGGCGUGUGCGUUAGUGACUGCUGCGGUGAGACAAGCCUGCCUUUCUUUGUGCAGGAACCCAGCUCUCCCAUUGCCCUAGAGGGUAGUGUUCAGAUAGGAUAAGACAGUGCAAGUCAGCGGACCUUGCCCUUGCUGGGUCGUCACAGGGACAGGAGCUUGGGAAGUAAGGAAGUUACUGCACCCUCUUAUGGCUCUCCAAGCCAGGAUGAAAGGACAAACUGAACAGCUGUCCAUAGUUUUAUCAGUUCCAUGAUUCCAGGACAUCCCCACAUUUCAAUUUGGCAUUGAAAAUUCUAUAAAGACUUCUGAUAACUGUGAGCUACA